Python bivittatus (Burmese python) is the source of this 4111-nucleotide messenger RNA. RefSeq names its product ataxin 2 like (gene ATXN2L). Gene Ontology annotation, cellular component: cytoplasmic stress granule. Gene Ontology annotation, biological process: cytoplasmic stress granule assembly. Gene Ontology annotation, molecular function: mRNA binding. NCBI's taxonomy places the organism in Eukaryota, Metazoa, Chordata, Lepidosauria, Squamata, Pythonidae. The record is from RefSeq and is a predicted model, not a curated record.
GCCGCCGCCGUUGCUGCCGCCGCCUCCCGCAAAGCCAACCCGUCCCCUGCUAGCCCCAACGGGAACCUCAGCCCCGGAGCCGCGGGCGGACCGAGAGCCACAAUGGUGGCUCCCCCUGGUAGCGGAGGAGGAGCCCCCCCUGGAGGAAGUGGCACCAGGGGCCAGAGUACAGGCAAAGGACCUCCACAGUCUCCUGCUUUUGAGGGUGUUUAUAACAAUUCCCGAAUGCUGCACUUUCUAACAGCAGUUGUGGGAUCAACAUGUGAUGUGAAAGUGAAAAGUGGAAGCACAUUUGAAGGAAUUUUUAAGACCUUGAGUUCUAAGUUUGAGCUGGCUGUGGACGCUGUGCACAGGAAGGUGCCCGAUCAGCCAGUAGGGCCAAGGAGGGAGGAUAUUGUAGACACUAUGGUUUUCAAGCCUGCUGAUGUCAUGUUAGUGCACUUCCGCAAUGUUGACUUUAACUACGCCACCAAAGAUAAGUUCACAGAUUCCGCCAUUGCCAUGAAUUCUAAGGUGAACGGGGAGCACAAAGAGAAAAUACUACAACGCUGGGAAGGGGGAGAUAGCAACAGUGAUGAUUAUGACUUAGAAUCAGAUAUGUCUAAUGGCUGGGACCCAAAUGAGAUGUUCAAAUUCAACGAGGAAAAUUACGGUGUGAAGACAACAUAUGAUAGCAGUCUGUCAUCAUAUACAGUCCCUCUUGAGAAAGAUAACACAGAGGCAUUUCGGCAACGAGAGGCCAGAGCUGCCCAACUGGCACGAGAAAUUGAGUCAAGCCCACAGUAUAGACUGCGUAUUGCCAUGGAAAAUGAUGAUGGGCGCACAGAAGAAGAGAAGCACAGUUCAGUGCAAAGACAAGUGUCUGGAAGAGAUAGUCCCAGUUUGGCUUCCAGAGAGGGCAAAUAUAUACCACUUCCCCAGCGUGUCAGAGAAGGUUCCAGAGGAGGCAUACGCUGCAGUAGUUCUAGAGGAGGGAGGCCAGGCAUGGGCUCUUUACCACCCCGUGGGAGUUCACAUCAUUCAGAAAGCAACACUGGCUCUGUUCCAGAGCAACGAGGCAUCAAUGGAGGCCCAUCCAGAAUGUCUCCAAAGUCUCAACGACCCAAUCGAGGGGCCAAGAGUAUGUCUUCCCCGACCAGUCGACCCAUGGAAGUCUCCACUGCAUCUCCUACAGUGGGCCGUCUCUAUGCUCCACGUUCACCGAAGUCUGCCUCAGCUGUUCCAGUUUCUUCCCAAGAUCCCCCUGUGGGACCAGCUAUCCCUAUUGCUCCUGCAUCACCUUCUGAGUCAAGGCCUACCAUGGAAUCUAGUGCUUCCCCAACCCCACCUUCACCUAAGGUCCCAGCAUCUGUCCCAGUAGCUGCUGUUGAAGUUAAAGAGGUGCCUAGCUCUGCCACCAAAGAAGCCAGUAGGACUGUAGAAGUUAUGGGGCCCUCAGACUUGGUCAAACAGACUAGCAAAGGUCUCCAAAAUGAACAGAAGAGGAAUCAGCUUGAGGAACUGAGGAAGUUUGGAGCCCAGUUUAAGUUACAGCCCAGCUCCUCUCCAGAGGCCACACAUGACCCCUUUCGGCCUAAGGAGUCUCUUGAAGGGAAAGUAAAAGACAAACUUCCAGAGGUGUUGGUUGGGACAGGGGGCUCGUGUGAAGUGCCUGAAGAGCCUCCCAAACCCAGCCUGGAGUUCUGCGAAGGCAGCAGCAAGGAGGAGAAAGGGUCCUCUGAGGGCAUGGAACGCCAGACCCAGACAGCCAGUCCUCUGGGUAAAGGGGAAGCAGAGGACAAGGAAGAUGGCCCUGUCUCAGAGCAGGUGAAGAAGUCAACGCUGAAUCCUAAUGCAAAAGAAUUCAACCCCUCAAAGACUCUUCUUUCUGUGAACAAAUCAACAAGUACGCCAACAUCACCGGGGCCACGCACCCAUUCUACACCCUCAAUCCCAGUGAUUACACCAGGGCAAAGUGGCAUGUACAGCACACAGUAUAUUUCUUACAUCCCACAGAUUCACAUGAGCCCAGCUGUGCAGACACCUCAGAUGUACCCCUAUCCUGUUUCCAAUUCUGUGCCUGGACAGCAGGGGAAAUACCGAGCUAAAGGGUCUCUACCCCCCCAACGUUCAGACCAGCACCAGCCAACCUCAGCUCCUCCCAUUAUGCAAGCAGCAGCAGCUGCUGCAGGGCCCCCUCUGGUAGCUGCUACCCCAUACUCCUCAUAUAUCUCCUACAAUCCCCAGCAGUUCACAGGACAGCCUACUAUGAUGCAGCCUAUGGCCCAUUAUCCCUCGCAGCCUGUGUUUGCCCCCAUGCUACAGAGCAACCCCCGUAUGAUGACAUCUGGCAGCCACCCCCAGGCUAUCGUCUCAUCAUCUACUCCACAGUAUCCCCCAGCAGAACAACCUACACCCCAAACUCUUUAUGCCACAGUGCAUCAGUCGUAUCCCCAUCAUGCCACACAGCUGCAUCCGCAUCAGCCUCAACCAGCUACCACGCCCACGGGCAACCAGCAGCAAACACAACAUGCCGCCCCCAGCCCUGUGCAGCACCAAGCUGGACAGCCACCUCAUUUGGCCAGUGCUCAGCAGCAGCAGAACCUAUACCACACAGCUACGCUGACAGCUACACCACCAUCCAUAACACCAGGGCCCAGCGCUCAGUCUCCACAGAGCGGUUUCCCACAGCAGGCAGUUUAUGCCAUUCAUGCCCAUCAGCAGCUGCAGCACGGAUACACCAACAUGGCCCAUGUCACUCAGGCCCAUGUCCAGACUGGAAUUGCAGCUGCCCCACCACCUCACCCUGGAGCUCCACAAGUCAUGCUACUGCAUCCCUCACAGACUCAUGGUGGACCCCCUCAAGGAGGUGUGCCCCAGAGUGGUGUGCCCACCCUUUCCGCCUCCACACCAUCCCCCUACACGUACAUAGGGCACCACCAAGUUCAGUCUCAUCCCUCCCAGCAGCUUCCAUUCCACACCCCUGGGAAUUGAUGUCCACGCUUCUCCCUGUGACCUGAGACCCCAGCCAGCUAUGGCUCUGUUGCUGGCCCCCAAGCCUGGGCCAUCCCUUGUGCCCAUGGCAGAGGCCCCUGAAGGGAUGCAGUCUGGCCCAGCCCCUCUCGGCAAGCACCUUCCUUUCCGUUGGUUUAGUGAAGCCUGCCCAGGGUACUGUUGGCCAGCGGGAUGGAGCAAGACCCCUUUCCAUUGCCCAGAGAAGGGCAGGGUUUAUUUUCUGUUAUUUAUAACUCCAUUGGGGUUCCUAGAGCAAAUGCCACUUUCCCACAUUAACUUGACAAGGACAUGACCAUAUGGACAAAUCUUGACUUUUUAUUAAGUAAAAAUAUUUAAAAAGUAAAAAAAAAUAAAAUUUUAAACUAACUAAUGUUGGGCUUGGGGUGAAUGUGUGGGAGGGCCAGUUUGUAAACAGUAAUCCUUAUUUGUGGUUCUGCAGCAUCAGGGAGGAAGACUUUGUGAUCUUUCCAUCAUAUGUAGCUCAGCCAGACUUGAAGGACUGUUUUUGACUUCAGCAUUACUGUCUAGCAGCAUUAUAAUUUUCCCUCUCUGAAAAUAGAUCACCAAGGAUUAGUAGUGAGUGAUAGUGAAACAGAUCCUAAAGCAGUAGUUUUUAGUGCUGGGGUUACUCUGUGAAUACAGUAUACACCAAAUUAAAAUUUUAAUCAAUGCUUUUAUUGGAAUCAAUGACACCAUGUUAAAUUUAAGAACUUUGGGGAUGGGCAGAAAUAGCAUAUUUGUGCCAUACUUCAGAUUGGACUCUGCAUCCAGCCCAGCCUUGGCAGGAGUCUUGGGUACUAUUGUCGGUUUUUUUCAGAGAAGUUAUAAAACAGAAAACAAGGAUGAUGGUGUAGAGACCAUUUUGAAUCACUUAAAAGCCCCAGUUUUAUGCCUCAGCCAGUCACCAUCUGAGAAUUGUUUUAAAAUGAGUGCAAGUUAAGUUCAGUGUUGUGGACCAUGAGCUUUUCACUGCUCUUCAAUGAAAUCCAGUUUUCAUUUGUCAACCUGCUUGCAGUGUCAUAGUCUUGCUUUGAUCCUAACUAGUCAAUGUUGAGGUAUAAGGGAUCUGACAUUUUAUUUAGGAACCAUACAACUGUAAUCUGAAUCAAUGGCUAGA